Pyricularia oryzae 70-15 is the source of this 4405-nucleotide messenger RNA. RefSeq lists its product as uncharacterized. The transcript is spliced from 3 exons. The record is from RefSeq and is a predicted model, not a curated record. Bases 592 to 3714 code for a protein of 1040 amino acids. Gene Ontology annotation, molecular function: protein binding. NCBI's taxonomy places the organism in Eukaryota, Fungi, Ascomycota, Sordariomycetes, Magnaporthales, Pyriculariaceae.
GCUAGGUAGACGCACGCAUGCUGCAUGCACAAGCAGCCAAUCCAACGGCCGACAAGACAAGUUGUAGCACAGCGGUGACAGCACAGCGUUAGGUUGGUCAGGCCAGACGAGAUCGACAGCGAAUCGGUUCCAAACAAAACAUUGGAACAGCAAUCAACCCACAAGAUUCGGCGCUGCUCGAAGCCAGGCGCCUACAGCCCAAGAAAGCAUCCAAGUUCAGAGCCAGUCACCGCGCGUUGCUCUUUUACGCCAGCCCCGGAUUGACUUUACCCCCAAGUCCAUCAAUCUCGUGGCUCAAUUGGCAUAAUUCAUAAUUCGCCGGAUCGAAUCGAAUCGCUCCCGCCCAAAAGAAAAAGAAAGGAAAGAAAAAAAUACGAAAGGGAACAAGGCAGGGCAUCGGGGAAAACAGGAAAUUUCUGCCAGUCAUAAAAAGACGGAGAAAGAAAGCCAACACGGAACACUCCUCAACUGUGCCGCUCUUGCCUUCUUUUUUGCCUAUCCCCAACGCCCCACGAGGGCUGCGCAUCCUGCCGUCGAGGCCGCUCGGCCACCCUGAUCGAAACCCGUGAUUUGCCCUCCUUCUGAUACAUCAUGGAUCGAACAGGCGAUAGGCCAGCCCUCAGUCUCUCCAACGGUGGCAGAGGGCUACCCGAGAAUCCUGCCCAGGGUCGAAGGAACAUGACGAACGGUGGCGCCAAUGGCGGCGGCUCGCUCAACAGUCUGCCUCCAAUGCCCACCGCCAUCCCCGCCAACGUUCGCAGCAUGUCUUCCACCUCGUCUUCGACUCUCUCCGCGAAUCCUCCCGUUUCCGCCGGUCAGGUCAUAGGCAUGGCGCGUCGAGCCAUGGCCGAAGCCCUCAAGGAGCACGAGUCUCAGGCAGCAGAGGCCAGCGGGGUCAGCAACGAGUUGAAGCCCGGUGUCACCAUUGACUUGAGUCGCAAAAACAUACAGGAGCUUCCGGAAGAGAUUGUUGACGUGAUCAAACACGAACUUGAGCGACUAGCACUUUCUCAUAACAAAAUAUCGUCGUUCCCCGCCCGUUGGUCCGAAUGCUCCUCCUUGCGCUACCUAAACGUUCGGAACAAUGAGCUUCGGGAGUUCCCCCUACCGCUGUGCCAUCUCAAAAGCCUCGAGAUUCUCGAUCUGGGGCGUAACAAGAUCCGAUCGCUCCCCCCUGAAAUCGUCAAAUUGACUUCGUUGAAGGUCUUUGCAGUUCAAAAGAACCGUAUCGAAGAGUUGCCCAUUUGCCUGGCGGACAUGGGCUCACUGCAAAUGAUUAAGCUGGAAGGCAAUCCUAUUCGAUUUCCACCUCCCGAAGUUCUGCAGGUGCAGGCAGCAAGUCCUCCCAACGAGGGGCAUUUGAAAGAAAGUGAAGUCACAGAGUUAACGGUCACGGCCCACAUCAAAAAGUUCAUGAAGCAGAGAGCUUUGGAGCUCACCAGUAGCAGAUCGGACUCUGAGAUGGGCAUGGACGAAUCGAACGAAGGCAUGGAAACCCCAAGAGUUCCGAUCAAACGCGUUGUCAGUGGGAGAUUUCCCGUAAGGGUCAAUGGUGCCGGCUUGCCAGACCUCAGAUCACCUGCUUUUGCGCGGCCCGGACCACCCCCGAUCCCUACGCGCUCCCACUACCGCGGGCUAUCUCAACAGAACACUGCUCCAAGGAAGCCUGGGGUUAUGCCCUUGACCAUCGGCAAUGUCAAUGAGCGCAUGCGAAGCAACUCGGAAACUUUAUCACAAACCCCUCGAGCAGAUAGGCCUGGCGAACGUUCUCGGCGGAUGGGCGUCGUCUCACAAAAAGCCCAGCAGCUCGGAACACUUGACGAGACUCAAGCUAAUAACCGGUUUUCGCACUACCGUGGCCUCAGUCACGGCUCGGCGAUGCAAGGGAAUGGCCAAAUGCUUAAUGGCAAGAUGCCCGUCAGCCCUGCCGAAUCUAUACUCCAGCGGCCGAUAUACGUGCGUCGAUUGUCCAUUUUGCCCGAAAGAAGGCGCGAGUCCAAGUUUGUCGAUCCGGUGCUAGAGGCCGCUAAGGGCGUUCUCUACUCCAUUUUCCAGAUCCAUCCCAUGAUCCAGAUGCUCAUGGGAUUGACGAGCGACGGGCUAGCUAAGCGCUCCAGUCUUGAGAUCGUCUUUUACAAUACCAACUCUCAUGUGGAGGAGCUCGAGCAGGAAAUUCAACGUCACGAGGCUGAUGAGGACGGAGCAUCCCAAUUUGAAAAUGAGAACGUGAUGCGCGCGUGCAUCACCUUGGUGAACGCUUACGUGCACGUUUGCUCACUGCUUGCGAGCAAUGUCGACCUUUUCAUAGACAACGGUGACCCGCGAUAUAUUCGAACCUUGAUGAUGCAGCUCUACAAUAGCAUCACAGAGCUACGAGUGACGACAUCGCACGUGCUGCCGGAAGAGGGACACCGUAGAGCCGCCAGCCGCACGGCUAUGAACUCUGGAACCAUCCGCCCACGUUCGCGCGAAAACACCGCCACCCCGACGGCAGAGAGGCCAAACGGAAUCCCCCGGAGUGUGGCCCGCGGCAACUUGACCCAUAACCCGAGCAACCUCAGGGUUACUACUGACGUUCCGCUUUCCAGCAUUCCGUACGUCAACGGGACUGGUCGCACGGCCACCAUUUCCUCAGCCACGCCCCGGUCGGGGGAGUCGUUUGUCUCCACGGGCAGCCGUGGUCUGUCGGGCGACUUCACCGAGGAGGAUCGCAUCUUUGAAAACAUAUUCUUGGCCCUGCAGAAGUCAACCGAUCUGGUAGUGCGGCUGUUGCCAGCGUUCAACCACCAAUAUACCAACGGUCUGCAAGCGGCUAUACAGCACCGCAACACUCGAGAGUCGCAGAUGUGGAAGUCAUUGAUAUCUAAGUGCUCAAUGACGAUCCAACAGACCGAGAAGCUCAAGACGCGUCUUUCGCUGAUCAAGCUGAAAGAGCCCGGGAUCAGGACUCAGGGCUCUUUCUGGAAUGACGUACGUGACUUUGUGGACUCUUGGGCGGAGUUUGGCAGCAAAGUCAGGGAGGUCGAAAAACCACUAUCGCUACCGGCCGACACGAGGAUGCGCUUACGACCAUUCCAGAAGAGUAUCCAGGAGGCAUCAAGUCUUAUACUACGCUCGCCGUGGGGCUACUGGCUUCGGCCGGGCCUGGCAACGUCGCACCAAACCGGUAAUGGAGGCGGCAUUUUUAGCCCAGGCGGUGCCGUGGAGUCUCACAAUUCUACGGGUUUGAACGGUGACCGACAGUAUCAGCAAAACGGGCAAUACGGAAACCCAAGCCACAACCAUCUCCAUCACAACCCCCACAUACAGCUUCCAAUGACACCUCAGAGCGCUGCAUUGGGUCCUGCGGCCCAAGCUACAGUGCCGGCAACCCCACAGAGCGGUUCUUUCGCUGCAGCGCUGACCGGCAACGUAUUUGAGCGGGCGGAUGCACUCAUGUCUCAGGGUGGCCCGUCAUCUAUACACUCGCACUCUCGCCACGGAACCUUCACUUCCUCUACGUCAGGUUCUUCCGGCGGAAUGAGUGGUAGCUUCAAUUCGAUUAGCAGCACUCUAUCAUCAGCGACUAGCUACAACGAUGACAGGAUGGGAGGUCACUCGGCUUCUUCAUCUUCGUCCGUCAUAAGCCCGGGCGGCCUAGGAGGCGGCCCUGGACCAAUGGCCUCUGCCUUCCCGUUCCGCAUGCAAAAUGGCGGUGGGAGGGUGGCGUUGUAGCCAAAAUGCACCUCGUCUUGAAAUGAAACUUCCUAGCAACCAUCUGUACAACAUAUGUAUACGACCUCAAGCUGAUAGAUGGACUUACUUGCCAUGAAACUUUGGCUUCUCGCAUAUCUCUUUUGCAUUUUAUAUCUCAUCUCGACCUGCUCUUUAGCCCCCUGGUCUCACUGGGAAGGGCUAUCGUUUUGACAAGAUCUUUGUGGCAUAUCUUAUUUUCUUGGACAAAAAUUCCCGUCAUUUCCAUUAUCUUUUUGCCACCGACUGCAUAUCCAUCAAAUCUGGGGAACUUCUCCAGUAUUUUUUUGCGUGUUUGUUUACCGCUUUUACCUGCCCGUCUAAAUCAUAAUGUGUGCAAUCUAUAAAGGUUGGCUCUUGUUUAUUUGCUUUAUUCAUUUCGCAGCCCGAAAGGUCUUGAAGCUCUUCCAUGUUGGUGGCGCUGGCCUUCAGUAAUCGUUGCUUGGGGUAAUCAUGGGCAAGCUUGGAGUUUCAGGAACAUGAUGUAUUUCCCGUUCAUUUGCAUUGCGCCAGGCGUUUGGGGAAGUGGAAAAAACACUUGAUUGCAAUUAUGCAAAGACUCUCUUCUUGUUUAAUUAAAAGUAGUAUGCGCGGGCGAUUCAUCGACUAUUUGCAUACAAAUUUCACAACCAAGAGUGAUAUUGUGACUGCGGCAAGUGCACAUAUUUAAUGU